AUGGAUCAAACGGGAUAUGUGUCUCCCCCUCCAUCUCCACCAUGGGACGCAGACUCCAUCGGUCUUUCACCCCCAAUAGACUAUUCAUCACUCGUCCCUCCGUCGCUGGUAAUUCCGGGCCAGGACCAAAAGCGUGACUCGUUAUCAGGCCCUCCACAAAGAUACCUUAAUUACAAGCGCGCCUCACAAGGUCACCCACCUCCAUAUCGAAACCGCUGCAACCGUGCCUCAAUGCCGAUACAGAUCCAGGAACAGAAAGAACAAAUGGACAAUGACAUAUACAAAUAUGACAAACCAACUGCACCUCCACGACCUAAAUUCCAUUACAUCUCUGAAGCCGAUUCCAACCCCGUCAACAUAUCCAGAGCCUCAACCCGUUCCGAAUCAACACAAACGAGUGGCUCUGAUACACAAGAGUCUACGACAGAACCUCAAACAAAAAGAAAGCCAACUCCACCGGGACUCGGAUCUAGAGAAAGCGCUCAAUAUAAGGAUAUCAAUCAAAAACGAUACUACCAGCCUACAAUCAUCGGCAUGGAUAAACCGGACCUCUCUCUCGAUCAAUCACAACUUGAACACGACAAACUCGCAUCUAUCACUAUAAAUAUCAUUUCGAGUGAUAAUGAAACUCUUUGGUCAAAAACAUGUCCUGAAAUUAAGCAGAACCGACCUAUUAUAAUGGGGCCUCCUGUGGAGGCUUUGCGGCGCGGAAAAGUUCAAAACAAACCCGUUUCGACAAAUCUGUUGAAGCGUCUUAGGUUCAAGUCGAGAUCUCGUGGGAGAUCAGCGGACUCAUAG
Penicillium angulare is the source of this 798-nucleotide messenger RNA. RefSeq lists its product as uncharacterized. The record is from RefSeq and is a predicted model, not a curated record. The transcript has a single exon. The coding region runs from base 1 to 798 and encodes 265 amino acids. Lineage: Eukaryota; Fungi; Ascomycota; Eurotiomycetes; Eurotiales; Aspergillaceae.